AUGGAAAUGCCAACCAUCUACGGUGAAUUCGUCUACUUUACCCGCGCAUGUUCCUAUUCGGCCAGUGGUGCCGAUCGCUACGGCACUUCAUCCCGGAAUCCUUUGCAAGACACCGACGUGCAAAACUACAUUGACAACGACCUUAUCUGGGACUUUGAAAAUCACUCACGUCAACAUAACCGACUGCCCACAUCGCUCGUUUCUACCAGUUCCCGAAUCAUCGACACCCUUCAGCGGGCCUUCAACAAACACUUCAAAGAUGAGGAGCCUUUGAGUGACAUAUGGAUCCUCUUCAUCCAAGUUCCCCCCGAGGUCGUCCAGAAUGAACACAACAACCAAAUUCGUCACGCUAUGAGGUUGGCAGAAGAUAUCGGAUGGCCAGAGGAAGAGGUUGGGAAAUAUCGAGACUUCAGCUUCCCGCCACGUCGGGACUAA
Pyricularia pennisetigena is the source of this 435-nucleotide messenger RNA. RefSeq lists its product as uncharacterized. The transcript is spliced from 2 exons. The record is from RefSeq and is a predicted model, not a curated record. The coding region runs from base 1 to 435 and encodes 144 amino acids. NCBI's taxonomy places the organism in Eukaryota, Fungi, Ascomycota, Sordariomycetes, Magnaporthales, Pyriculariaceae.